AUGGCAACGGAAACAAAGCCGCUACGAGUCGUCAUUAUAGACCAUUACGACUCUUACACAAAUAACAUCAUCCAACUCUUACAAAACGCUUGGAGCGUGGCUGUCAUACGUUUCGAUGAAUUCACUUGGGAUGCAUUUAAAGACUCUGUGCUUCCUAAUUUGGAUGCUAUAAUUCUUUCACCGGGUCCGGGAAGCCCUGACAAGGAAUCGGAUUUCGGGUUUAACUCGAGACUGAUCAGAGAAGCUAACAUACCAAUACUGGGGAUAUGUUUGGGCCAUCAGGGGAUUGGUACGGCUUUUGGGGCAAAGAUAAUACAUGCACCAAACAUCAAGCAUGGCCAAGUGUGCAAAAUUCACCAUACCGGAACUGGGAUCUUUGAGGGUCUUCCAAAGGAGUUUGAAGGUGUAAGAUAUAACAGUCUUGUACUUCCGUUCAAUGGACUUCCCAAGGAACUAGAAUUGACGGCCUGGACUUUCGACGAAGGCAUACCCGUGGUGAUGGGUAUUAGGCAUACUAACCGCCCUAUAUAUGGAACUCAAUGGCACCCUGAGAGCGUAUGCUCUAAAUAUGGUCAGCAAAUCAUAGAUAACUUCCGGGACAAAGUGCUCCAAUUUUGGGAUAGCCAGCCUUCAGAUCUUAGCACUUUCCAUCAUACCUCGACUACCGGAUUAUUACCAGAUUCCAUUCUGAGCAAGAGUGCCAUUAUUAAGGAGGCCCAAGCUGCAUUUGAUCCGAAAAGUGAAGGUCCAUGUGUAACUUCGGCAGAUCGAGUACGUCCCUAUUAUAUACAGGGUACUAGCCUUGGAAAAGGGGUUACACCACAGGCUGUUUUUGAUACUAUAGUCCGAAAUUCGUCUUUGGAUGGCGAAGCUUGGUUAGAUAGUGCUAGGGUCCGUGAUGCACAUUCGAGAAACUCAUAUAUGGGGAUUGGUGCAUUUACGCUAUGCUACUGGUCAGAAACUGGAAAACUAUCUGUCUCUCAACAAGGAAAACAGGUCAUGUCAGAAAAACUUACAACUUCAUACUGGUCAUGGCUCGACCAGUUCCAGCGGUCCAUCAUUCAGCAAAAUGUUGAAUCGGUACAACCGGAUUUACUUGGAGAGGACACGCAAGCAGGGCAGCCAUUGCUUCAGGUUGGAUUGAUUGGCUACUUUGGUUAUGAGAUGAAACGGGAAUCUUUACCCGGCUACAAAUAUACAAGGUCAAUCGAGAAGGAAGGCUCUCACUCCGUUCCUAAUAGUCAACAUCUCUUUACCAACUUUGUUUUGAGGCUCGACAAUUAUACAAGUGAAUGGAUGGCGUUUGGCCUGAUUCGCCGCGGAGAAGAAGACCCAAUUGGAGAAUUUAUCAAUUCCCAUUCACCUAUUGGUCUUACCCGGGAUGAAUAUGAAUCUAUUCUUUCAAAUACCCGUGAACUAUUCGCCGCACCGCCCUCGCCGCCAUAUACCCUUCCAUUACCAUUACCCACUUUUGAAGCUAUUGACGAUGAGAAUUCAUACAGCCAGAAAAUCCGUGCUGCGCAGGAUGCUAUAAAGGAAGGUGAAACAUACGAAGUCACGUUGACUACGCGAUUUAGAGCGAAAUGUCUAGAGGUUGAUCCCUACUCGCUAUACCUAUCACUUCGCAGCCGCAAUCCAGCCCCGUACUCUGCAUACAUCCACUUCCCAGUUAGCGACACUACUAUACUUUCCUCAUCUCCUGAACGAUUUAUAUCUGUCGACGGAGAUGGCGUUGCUGAAAUGAAACCUAUCAAAGGUACUUUAGCAGUAAGUCCAGACAAAGAGGAAGAUGAACGGAGAAAGGUUCAACUUGCCACUGAUGUUAAGGAAUUGGCCGAAAACUUGAUGAUUGUUGACUUGAUUCGCUCCGAUUUGCAUAACAUUUCCCCAUCCAAGUCGAUACAGGUUCCAAAGUUACUUCAAGUUGAAAGCUAUGAGACCGUACAUCAGCUUGUGACCACCAUUCAAUCUCAUAUCGCCAAAAACGUUGGCGGUGUCAAAGUUGUGGAACGUUGUUUCCCACCCGGAUCCAUGACAGGCGCUCCAAAGCUUCGGUCCGUUAAGAUAAUUGAUGAGCUUGAGGGAGAACCGGAGCGUGGAAUAUAUUCCGGUUCCAUUGGUUAUAUGUGCGCCAGUGGGACAGUCGAUCAAUCAGUCGUCAUACGCACCAUAAUCAAAAACGGAGCAGACCUUGAGCUCGGUGCGGGAGGCGCUAUCACCUGGCUAAGUGAACCUGAUAAGGAGUGGGAUGAGGUCAUGGUAAAAGCGAAUGCUGUCGCCAAGGCACUCCCUCGGCAAGGCUAA
Nannizzia gypsea CBS 118893 is the source of this 2304-nucleotide messenger RNA. RefSeq names its product para-aminobenzoate synthase. Lineage: Eukaryota; Fungi; Ascomycota; Eurotiomycetes; Onygenales; Arthrodermataceae. The transcript is spliced from 6 exons. Gene Ontology annotation, biological process: L-tryptophan biosynthetic process. The coding region runs from base 1 to 2304 and encodes 767 amino acids. The record is from RefSeq and is a predicted model, not a curated record.